Messenger RNA from Entelurus aequoreus (snake pipefish), 3393 nucleotides. RefSeq names its product activating transcription factor 7a (gene atf7a). Lineage: Eukaryota; Metazoa; Chordata; Actinopteri; Syngnathiformes; Syngnathidae. Bases 56 to 1606 code for a protein of 516 amino acids. The record is from RefSeq and is a predicted model, not a curated record. The transcript has 12 exons. Gene Ontology annotation, molecular function: DNA-binding transcription factor activity, RNA polymerase II-specific; cAMP response element binding. Gene Ontology annotation, biological process: regulation of transcription by RNA polymerase II.
UUUUUUUAUUGGACUGAAAAGACAACACAACUUUGAAGGGUACAACAAACCAUCCAUGCCUAACAAUCCGCUACACCUACCUGGUAUAAUUCACUUAUCAGGCUCACUGGCACGGUUACAUUGCAAGCUCUUUGCAAAAAUGGGCGAUGAUCGACCUUUUGUGUGCAGCGCUCCUGGCUGUGGACAGAGGUUUACCAAUGAGGACCACUUGGCUGUACACAAACACAAGCAUGAGAUGACACUAAAGUUUGGACCACCUAGGACUGACUCUGUCAUUAUUGCAGACCAGACACCUACUCCCACCCGCUUUCUAAAAAACUGCGAAGAGGUCGGUAUAUUCAAUGAGCUGGCUAAUUCCUUUAAUCAAGACGACGAUGAGAAGCGAGCAAAGAACUCUCACCCUGCUCCCACAUCAGCGGCUUUGGACAUGAGCUUGCAGACGCCAUCAGAUGUGAAGGUGAAAGAAGAGGAGCCUGUGGAAGUUGACUCGUCACCACCAGGCAGCCCAGACUCCAUCUCUACAACACCUGAGAGCAAAAACGAGCCUUUGAUGAGGGUUAAGGACACCCCUCCUAGGAGCUCGGCACCAACACCAACAAUAGUGCGUCCCGGUUCUCUUCCACUGCACUUGGGCUUUGACGCCGUUCAGCCGACCAUGCCAUCGCCCACCUCCGUUAUUACACAGGCACCACCUUCUAAUCGUACUUUAGGUUCACCAACAAGCCACUACCCCAUGAUGAUGCUCCACUCAGGCCAGGCAAUGACUGUCCUACCUGGGCCUGUUCAGAUACCUUCUGUCAUCAAUCUGGCCCGACCCAUGUGCAUGAUACCAAACAUUCCUGGGAUCCCUGGUCCUCCACUUGGAAGCAGCAGCAGCGGUUCGAACUCCCCUUCUGGCUACAGCAUCCACUCUGAGGCAAAGAUGCGACUGAAGGCUGCGCUGUCCCAGCAGAGCCCGUCAGGACAUAGUUUGGGUAUGAUGUCCAUGGGAGGCAGUCCGAUGGUUCCACAGAGGGCAGAACAGAGCCAACUGCUAGUCCAGCAACCAGACGCUCCAUCACCUGCGCAACCUCAGGUAUCUCCAGCACAACCCACAGGUGGGCGUCGGCGACGAAUGACAGAGGAUGACCCAGAUGAACGAAGGCAGCGCUUCCUGGAGAGAAAUCGGGCCGCGGCGUCUCGUUGCAGACAGAAACGCAAACUGUGGGUCAACUCCUUAGAGAAGAAGGCAGAGGAGCUCAACUCUAUGAACGUCUCGCUGUCGAAUGAGGUAUCACUGUUGAGGAACGAGGUGGCUCAUUUGAAGCAGUUGCUGCUGGCUCACAAGGACUGUCCUGUCACCACCCUACAGAAGAAGACGGCCUACUUAGUAGCUGUUGAAGAGAGCAUGAAAGAUACCUCAGAGACGACAGGAUCCCCUGCGCCGGUGAUCCAGCACAGCUCGUUGGCGCCGAGCCCCUCCGCGGGCUACAACGGCUUAAGCUCCAGAGCGGCGGCUGAAGCCAUGGCCAUGUCCGUGCUGGCCGGACUGGGUCAGCAGCAGAGGGUGGAGAGCGGAGCCUCCCACAUUAUCAUGGCUGCACAUUCGCACUCAGCUGCCAGAUGAUAGGCAAUGCGAGCACACAGACUUGCUGCACACGUCACCCAGGGGGUCAAAAAGAAAAAGCAGCGUCUUCCCAUCCCUUCCCCCCCUCUCCCUACCUAUAGGAGCCAUCACGUUUUGGCCUGGAGCUCAGUAGCAGCCUUCUGGAAAUGGACUGAGACUUUUGAGAGAGCUUCCUGUUCAUGUUGCCAUAGACUACAGGGGCUGGACUCCAACCCUUCCCCCUUUUUCUUGGUGGUUUUACCCCAUGUCCCUAUCCCUACUUGUGUCCCCACACCCCCUGUCAAUAAGACCGCCACACUGCCCUAACGAUUGUCUUCUUCUACAAAAUCUGAUAUCAAACACUUCUUCAAGCGUUGUCACCCACCCAGAAAUAGUGCCUCAACAUGCACUCACCAUUUUAUAAGCAAACUUGGCUCCAAAUAUGCAGUAAUGCAGAUUUAGAAAGUGCUGAUCCCAACUUGCGCGCUCCUUUGAGACUGCCCGAUUGAUGUACUUCUGACUGUUAGCGUGUCAUCUUCUUAAUCUGGUAGAUUUCAUGUCCUCAUGCAGCUAUGGUUUUCCUUCAAAAUGGCAACACUUAAUUAGUACAAAAAACCAAAAUACGAUCUACGGUUAAGGGUGUUUUUGACUUUACUAUUGACAUUACUUGUGCCUCUUACUUCUCAGGACAGUCGCACAUUUGUUGCUGCUUGGAAAUAUGAUAAAUGCUACAUCUUUACCAAACCAAUACGAAGCCAUAUUGACAAGAUGAAUAUGAAACCACAUCUUUCCAAAUACACAAAGAUUGCUCACUGUUUGUCGUGGGGAAGAAAGUAAAUGUUUGUGGUGAACAAUCUACAACACUAUCACUGCUUGGAACUGCACUUGUCAGCAGUGUCUUGCCUUAAAACCACGUCCGUGCCUCCUAUUUCCCCGCACAAACAUCGAAAUCCUAAGAAUACAUCAACAUUGCAUUGCUGAGACAAUGAAGUAAGGACAAAGAAUGAGGUUUAUUUGAGAACAUGUUAGAAAAGAAAACGCUGGUCUGUCAUCUGGUGGAGAAACAGGGCGACAACAUCUUAGGACUUUUUUCUACGAUACGAAUGUCUUGUGUAUAUUUUUUAAUCUCUUUUGGCUGGUGUUUUCAAAACAAUAUCUGUCCAGUAAUUUAAGAGCAUGUAUUUAUGCACUAAAACAUUGCGAGAAUUUGGUUGUAUUUGUUCACUGUUAUGCCUUUCAUGUUGUUCUGAAAGACCUGGGAUUAUUUUGAAUGUCCUCAUGUUCCUUUUGUCUGUACUGUAAACGGGGGAAUACGUUCAACUCUAUUUCACCUUUGACUGAACCGCUUAGCCUAUAGUCCCUUUCAUGGACCUGCUUUUAGCCUUUACUCCUUUGCUGAUGCCAAAUGAGCUUGUAUUAACUGUUCUCAUCUUCAUUACCUUUUUGUCUGUGCUGUUUUCAGCACCUGACAUCUUGCUACACAACACUUUCUGUUCCAAGUUCUUGUUAUAGCCUACGAGUUUAAUUUGGUCUUUUGGUCUAACUUAUUACCAAUAACGUUUAUCUUUACAGUCUCCAGCAUACUAAUUUGACCUGUCGUUGUAGUGAAAGGAGCAAUUUGUUGAAAACUGCAACAAUGUUACGGUUGCGCAUGUACUUUUUUUACACUCCCAUAGUGGACUGGUGAUGUUAGAAAAUGUAUUUGUACUGUAAAUAUUUGUAUCAUAUGAAUAUAUUUACUUUUUCAUGCAUGUCCAAGUGGAAUACUAUGAACACAUACAAGUGCUGCAGUUUUAAUAAAAUGUCUG